GUGUAUUUUUGGAAGUUUCAGCAUUUCAGCAACAAGAUAGAAAAAUACGAUUUAAAAGGAAAGGCCCGAUGUGUAGCUUCAGGACAUACUGCUUAAAUUACUAAAAUGAGUCUGCCACAUUACUGUUUAUUUCAUCCAGGUAAAAAUAAAAUUGUCUCCGAUAAAGCUUGUUAGUUUACACUUUACAUUUGUCCCCUCUCUUUAUAGGGGUGUCUCCUGGUUUUGUGGUCAGAACUGAGUAUAUUUGUGAGCCAGUAUGGCGGACUGGAACUUGUUGGGGAAGCUGCUGGAGAGUGCCCAGGUACACUCCACCGUUGUGGGCAAAGUCUGGCUGACAGUGCUGUUCAUCUUCCGAAUCUUGGUGCUGGGAGCCGCCGCUGAGAAGGUGUGGGGCGACGAGCUGUCCGGCUUCACGUGUGACACCAAGCAGCCCGGUUGCCAGAACGUCUGCUAUGACAAGACCUUCCCCAUUUCUCACAUCCGCUUCUGGGUCAUGCAGAUCAUCUUUGUCUCCACACCAACUCUCAUUUAUCUGGGCCACAUCCUUCAUCUGGUGCGCAUGGAGGAAAAGGAGAAAGAGAAAGAGAUGAACUUUGCCAUCCAGAAUGAAAAGCAGCAGCAGUUACUUGGCAACAAGGCCAAGAAGGAACCAAUUAAAGACAACCAGGGCCAUGUGCGUUUGAAAGGGGCACUGCUGAGAACCUACGUCUUCAACAUUGUUUUUAAGACCCUGUUUGAAGUGGCCUUUAUUGUAGCUCAGUACUUCCUAUAUGGUUUUGAGCUCAAGCCGAUGUACACCUGCGACCGCUGGCCUUGCCCUAAUGUGGUGAACUGCUACAUCUCUCGACCCACUGAGAAGACGAUCUUCAUCCUGUUCAUGCUGGCUGUGGCCUGCAUCUCCCUGCUGCUCAACCUGGUGGAAAUGUACCAUCUCGGUUUCACAAAGUGCCACCAGGGCCUUCGUUACAGACGAUCACAUGCUGCAAGUGAGAAUCCCAAGGCCCUAACUGAGGCGGUCAUGCCCUUUGUCCCAAACUAUAACUACUUUGGCGGUCAUCCUGCGGUGCCUGAACCUUUCCCUACAGACACAAAGUACAGCAUGGCGGAGCCGAAUUCUGCCUACAGCCCCUACAACAGCAAAGUGGUUUACAAGCAGAACAGAGACAACAUGGCUGUGGAGAGAAAAGGUAAAGCAGAGGGUGAGGAAGAUGUGAAGGAGGGGAAAAUCUCCAGCCCUGUUUUUGAGAUGCCCGUUGAAAAUGUGCGCCGCUACAGUCAGUCAAGCAAACACAGCACAAACAAGAGCAGGCUGGAUGACCUGAAGAUUUAAGGACAUUUUGUGUUUGUAUCCAAGACUCAGGAAUCACAUGGCUGUAGAAAUAUUUGAAUGAUUACAGAAGGCUAUGAGGGACAAAACUAUUGAGUGAACACAACAGAUUAAAGCUGUGAUCAAUUUGCAUGUCAAGAUUUGAGAGAGAACAGGGACAGAUUUGUUAGUGUAGAACAACUGUUGAGAGCUAAAUCUGCAUUUUUUUCAAUAUGGUGACGCAUUUUACUCUCACUAUGAGUUUGCAUGUGACAGAUACAACUUUGAAGAUAGUAAGCAAAGGAAGCUCCACUUCUCACUUAAAUCACAAGUCUUAAUUCCUCUCAUGGUAUCAAAUCAUUAACCAUGCUCACAGUUCUUUGUUCGCACUGUUUUGUGUCUACAAAUCUGCUCUUGCACUUUCUGAAAAGUUAUAAUACUCAAAUUUGUUUGCACUUGCUAAAUAGUUUUGACAUUGAUGAAAUCUCAUAUUUGUGGGACAUAAGGAUGCAGAUAACUUAGGAUGUGUUUUGUUUACAAGCAAUUUACUUAAAGUAAAAAAACUGUGAGGUACAAGAUGUCAAAAGAUAAAACCUUGUGUCAGACUCAUAUAAACGUGUCUCUUUCUGCAGUUUAAAUAUGUGAAAUGUUUUGGGUGACACUUGGUUUUAUCUUACUGUUUGUUGUAAAUGUGGAGCACGCACAAUGCAUUGCUCAACUCUACACAACUUAAAAGGCAAAAUAGACAGUUUAGAGCAGCAUAAUC
Messenger RNA from Micropterus salmoides (largemouth bass), 2072 nucleotides. RefSeq names its product gap junction protein, alpha 2 (gene gja2). Gene Ontology annotation, biological process: cell communication. The coding region runs from base 257 to 1330 and encodes 357 amino acids. NCBI's taxonomy places the organism in Eukaryota, Metazoa, Chordata, Actinopteri, Centrarchiformes, Centrarchidae. Gene Ontology annotation, cellular component: connexin complex. The transcript has a single exon. The record is from RefSeq and is a predicted model, not a curated record.